AUGCGGGCCCUUGGACUAUUGUCCAUAUUAAUAUGGACGAUAGCAAUCUCAAAUGGGUAUCCGCUGGCCGGAGAGGUCGCUCACGAAGACGAGGAGAUUGCAAUUCCCUACAAUGAGGAAGCCCCCGGAACCGUCCCCACAUUUGAGGAGGAGCUCGAGAUUGUCGAAAAUAUUAUAAUAGCAAUCCCCUCGAAAAUAUGCGAGCCGGCCGAGAAUUAUGGGGGCACGCCUGGCACGCGUCCUGUCACCGGAGAGGGUUUU
Molecule: messenger RNA, 261 nt
Organism: Mesorhabditis spiculigera
Lineage: Eukaryota; Metazoa; Nematoda; Chromadorea; Rhabditida; Rhabditidae
Source: the annotation of a GenBank genome assembly